AUGGCUGACGAAGAACGCAGACCUCUGCUCAACGAGGGGCCGUCUACAGAUAGCUCAUCCUCUCAGGCAGAUCGACCGAUUCGACCAUUCGAGUUGUCGUCAGAGUCUACGCCUCUCUUAGUCCGUCGUGAUGACGGUGAUAUUGUUGCAUACGGCACGGCGCCUCGGAGAGCAUCAGCCUCAUCGUCAGCGUCUGAGACCUCCAGUUUGCACAAGUAUUCCAAGCGUUUAAGUGGCAGGAUAAAGUGGCAAUUUCUCUGCGCGUUCGUCACGCUGACGGCUGUCGUGUCCAUCCUUGUAUUCGCUUUUGUGGCACCAGCGGUCGUGAAGGAAUAUGCAAAAGAAGCCGCAGUAUUCAACCCUACGGAUAUCUCCAUUAAUUCGACCACUGAGGAUGGUGUGCGAACCAGAAUUCAGGGGAAAUUCGUCUUGGAUGCAGACCGUGUUCAGAAGCGGUCGGUCCGGACUCUAGGCCGGUUGGUCACUUGGAUUAGCAGGGAAGUGGAAACGGGUCAGUCGGAGGUACAGGUCUACCUUCCGGACUAUGGAAAUAUUCUCGCCGGCACGGCCUCUCUGCCCUCCAUCAAAGUGAAUGUUCAGAACGGCCAUACAAACAACGUUGAUUUUCUGGCCGAUUUGAUCCCCGGCGACCUUGUGGGUAUUCGUGCAGUGGCGGACGAUUGGAUUGAAGGGACACUUGGUCAGCUCAGGGUCAAUGGAAAGGCCAUUGUUCAUCUCAAAUCUGGUUUACUGAGCUUGGGUGAGCAAAUAGUGACUGACUCUGUAACAUUCAAAGAUAAAGACUUCCCUGCUUUGCCUGACGUCAAAAUCUCGAAGCUGAAUGUCUACGACCUGGAUGGCCCUGGUGGAAGUGGCGCAUUGGCGUUUGAUGUGUCGCUUACUGCAUCGAUUGAUUCUCCUUUGUCCCUGACGAUACCCUCGCUCGGCUUUGAGCUGCUCGUACCGAAUUGCUCGCCGGGGGACCCCAACAUCUUGGUAGCAGAUGCGCUCACAAAGGAAUUUCAGGUCGAACCUGCUGCCAGCGCUGUCAUGAAUGUAGUUGGUACUAUGCAAAGUCUCUCCGACGAAUUGACAAGAGUGUGUCCCGGAAGGGAAGACUCACCACUUGAUUUUCUCGUCAAGAGCUAUAUGAACGGCCGCCCAACUACGGUUUACAUCCGUGGAGCAGAUAACCCAUCCCUGGAAACUCCAUCUUGGCUUGCAGACAUCUUGAAGGGUGUCACAGUACCAAUGCCCCUCACAGGACAUGCACUGGACAACUUGGUCAAGAACUACACGAUGUCAGACGUGCAUCUCAGUCUUCCAGAUCCAUUCGCUGAGCCAGACUCAGAUGAAUCUCAACCAAGAAUAUCGGCUCUGGUCAAGGUGCUAGUUGCAUUGCCGGAGCAGAUCAACUUGCACGUAGACAUUCCACAUGUUCGUGCCAAUGCUGAUGUCUUCUACCAUGGGAAAAAGCUUGGAGUCAUGAAUCUUCCAAAGUGGCUGCCCGCCAAUGCAAGUUAUAUCACAGACACAGACGGUUCCCAGGCGUUGCUCGUAAACUUUGCGAUGAAAGAAGCACCGCUAAGGGUUACUGAUGAAGAUGUUUUGACCGAAAUCCUCCAAUCUCUGAUUUUUGAAGGGAAGCCGGUUGACCUUCGUGUCGUUGCAGCGGUCGAUGCGGAAGUUGCAACGAAGCUUGGCCAGUUCACCGUCAGAGGCAUACCGGCCGAGGGAGCUGUUCAAGUCAAGCCCCCGUUCUCUGGCUCUUUUGAUGAAUUGAUGCCACGGCUGAAGUCCCUCGAAGUUGGGCCUACAACUGAUUCCUCCAUGCUGGUCAAAACGAGAGUGAAUGUCACCAAUCCAACGGAAUACUCAGCUGCAGUACCUUACGCCGACUUUCUGAUGUUGUACAAUGGGACUAAAGUUGCCCAUAUCACAGCCCUAGACAUCGCGUUGGCUUCGAAGGCAGAUGCUACAGUUCGGGUCGAUAUCAUGUGGGAGCCGUCCAAAGGAGGUCAGGAUGGUGUAGAGGCUGGCCGAGAAUUUCUAUCAAAAUGUGUCUCAGGGUCCAACAUUACCGUGACGGUUCAGGGUCAUGAAGGAACUAUCCCGACAUUACCUAAAUUCGGGCGAGCAUUAUCAAAGUUGGGCUUUGAGUUCCAACUUCCCAGGAUGUCCAUUCCCGGGUCACCCAAGGCACCCAAUGGUGACAAUGGGGACACCAGGUUCAUUCAAGAAGCCACGCUGCACCUUUGGUCAUCCACUGCCGAGUUCACCCUAUUUUCGCCUCUCCCGAAGACGCUGAUAGACAUCAUGUCUGUGCAAGCCAACGCUUACUACUUGGGACACGAAGAGGUCGGCAGUAUUAACUACUCCGUUCCUUUCCAGGUGCCCCCGGGGGUCUCGAAGACGCCCCGGAUGCCUGUCGAGAUGAAUCCGGACGGUAUCGGCUACGAUGCUCUGAAACGAGCUCUGGGAGGUUCACUUGAACUUGAUGCAAUGGCCACGGUUGGCGUUCGGGUAGGCCACUAUACAACCACAAUUGACUAUCACAGCAAGGGAAUUCGGGCCAAUGUGAAAAUCUAA
Aspergillus viridinutans is the source of this 2589-nucleotide messenger RNA. RefSeq lists its product as uncharacterized. Gene Ontology annotation, cellular component: fungal-type vacuole membrane. The record is from RefSeq and is a predicted model, not a curated record. The transcript is spliced from 5 exons. Lineage: Eukaryota; Fungi; Ascomycota; Eurotiomycetes; Eurotiales; Aspergillaceae. The coding region runs from base 1 to 2589 and encodes 862 amino acids.